AUGGAGGGGGCGGAGGUGGAGGCGCGUGAGUGGGCCGCGGUGGCCCAGGACCUGCAGCUUUUAGGGUAUGGGGCUUUCGUGGGGGCGGCGUCACGGGGCACUGUGUGCCCAGACUUCAGGGCGCUGUGCGCGCGGCUGGCGGCGGAGCUGGCGGCCCUGGGCGCCCCGCAGCGGGGGCAAGAGGAGGGCGCUGAGACGCCGAGGGCGAGCGACGCCCUGGACGCCGAGGAGCAGUUCCUGCGGCAGUUGGGCGACCAGCUGCGCGCGCUGCACUGCCCGGACCGCGCGCUGUCGGGCGGAGCCUGCGCGGCGAGGCUGCGCGAGCCGGGCGCCUGCCUGCGUCUGCUGCGCUUUCUCUGCUCCGAGCUCCAGGCAGCCCGUCUUCUGCGCCUGCGCCAACCACUGGACCCCAGCCCUGCACAGCUCUUUGGGGAAGGAACCGAGGAGGGAGCUGACAUGGUCCGGGAACUGAUCCUUAUUCUACAAACCCUGGGCCUGUCCAGACCCGCGCAGGGCACCCCUGCCAGCAGGCUACUGCAGGCGUUCCAUGCCAAGAUCUCAGAGCUGCUCCCUUCCUUGACCCCGGCGUCCAUGCAGCCCCUCCUCAGCUGCCAACUAGAUGCGCCCAGAUGGGAAGCCUUGGAGUCACUGUCCCGAAGCCUGAGAGAUCAGUACUGCUGCCGCCGCUGCCUCCUCCUCCGACGGCUGGACCUCACAACCUCUGCUUUCCACUGGAGUGAGCGGGCCAAGGCCAAAGGAGAGGCCAUGAAGGCCGUGCUGACCCCAAUUCGAGGGGUGCUGACCCCAGACUCGGAAGUUUCCAUUGCCCAUGUCCUGGCUGCCCGAGCUGACCUGUCUCGCCUGGUCCCAGCCACCAGCGUGGCAGCCCGUCGGGGGACCUGUUGUGCCAUCAACAAGGUGCUGAUGGGCAAUGUGCCAGACCGGGGAGGCCGUCCCAGUGAGCUGGAGGCCCCCAUGCCAUGCUGGCAGAGCCGAAGAGAGGGCGGGGACCGGCAGAAGGCAGGCCACCAGCGCCGGGGCCGCAAGAAGAAGUAGCAGGGCGACUGGAGGUGGUGGGUCACCUCCACAGACGAGGUCCAGCGAGGGGCCUCCUUGGGGAGUCGGUUUGGGGGUGGGUUCUAACUCCUGCGGGCCCCAGACAGCCUCCUGCGCCAUCCACCACUCAACACCAAGGGCUAAGUCUCUCGGAAAAUAAAUUUAAUUUGUGACACCUGUA
This is a messenger RNA of Echinops telfairi (small Madagascar hedgehog), 1237 nucleotides long. RefSeq names its product family with sequence similarity 98 member C (gene TSLIG3C). The record is from RefSeq and is a predicted model, not a curated record. NCBI's taxonomy places the organism in Eukaryota, Metazoa, Chordata, Mammalia, Afrosoricida, Tenrecidae. The coding region runs from base 1 to 1056 and encodes 351 amino acids. Gene Ontology annotation, cellular component: tRNA-splicing ligase complex. The transcript has 8 exons.